This is a messenger RNA of Drosophila serrata, 797 nucleotides long. RefSeq names its product Mitochondrial fission 1 protein (gene Fis1). Gene Ontology annotation, biological process: peroxisome fission; autophagy of mitochondrion; mitochondrial fission. Gene Ontology annotation, molecular function: protein binding. The record is from RefSeq and is a predicted model, not a curated record. Lineage: Eukaryota; Metazoa; Arthropoda; Insecta; Diptera; Drosophilidae. Gene Ontology annotation, cellular component: peroxisomal membrane; mitochondrial outer membrane.
AUAAUUCUGUGGUCACACUUGCUUUGUUAUUCUAUAAAAAUUGGUGGACACGGGAAAAAAUACAAUUUAAACGAUGGACGAGUUAUUGAACGACGUUGUACCACAGGAAGACUUAGAGAAGUUUGAAAAAAAAUAUCAUCACGAGCUAGAGUUGGAUGGAGAAGUGACUACUGAGACAAAGUUUGAAUAUGCAUUCUGCUUGGUUCGCAGUCGCUAUACAAAUGAUAUUAAAAAGGGAAUCAUGAUUUUAGAGGAGUUAGCCCGUACACAUCCUGAUGGCAGACGUGAUUAUAUUUAUUAUUUAGCAUUUGGCAAUGCUCGUAUUAAGGAGUAUACAUCGGGCUUAAAAUACUGCAGAGCUUUUCUGGAUAUCGAAUCGAAUGAUCAAGUCCGCUCUUUGGAGGAAUAUAUAAAAAAACAAAGUGAUAAGGAAAUUGCUAAGGGUAUGGCGGUUGCUGGAGGAGCCGCUCUUGUACUCGGUGGAAUAUUGGGACUAGGAAUCGCUAUGGCUAGAAAUAAACCAAACCGGGAGAAAUAAUGUAGUCAACGGUUUUGUGCUGAAUCUUAACUUCUUUCGUAGCUGCGCAACAUCAAGCUGACUUAACAUUUAUGAUACAUCUUUCUUUAUGUAGAUUUCAGUAUUGACACGUUUUCCAUAUUUAUAUAUUUGUUACGUUUUAAGCACCCUAUUGUCCCCUCUGAUUAUCUUUGGCAUUUCAAUCAUCCGUUAGUUAUUGGUCAAUCCGUGCUUAUAUGGUAAAAACCGAAGACAACGAUUUUCAAUAAAAAAAAAAACU